UGAAUCGUCGGUGAAGGCGAGGUCGGGAGCAGGGCGCCGCAGCAGUUCCCGGCGCCGGAGCCGCCGACAAACCCAUAUCGGCUGCGGCAGGGGAAGGCCCACCACACCGGCUCCACGGGGACGACGGAGAGGGCUGAGGCGGGGCCGCCGCUCCGCAGAGCCCCAUCGGCCGCCGCCGGCAGCAGCCGCCGGGAGCGGCGGUCCGCAGCUCUCCGGGGGUCCGUCAGUGCUGUGAGUGGGCUGCCAAGUGCAAAGAAGAAAAUACUUCCUGAAAACUUUUAAGUGGUCAUUUCGCAGUAUUUCAACUCUUCUGAGAAUGUCAACCCUUUUUUGAGAUAUGAGAAGAUAACAACUGUGUUUGCCAUAGAUGUCAGAAGCUGGCAGAAGAGAAGGGACAUUGAGGUUCUAUCAACACCAUGGAAAAGCUUUUGCUUUUGUAUUUAUUACUAUUCUACUGGCAUUUCCUAAAUGCUUUAUUCACAGUUGAAGCUCCCCAGUCACUCUACAUUGUGGAACAUGGGAACAAUGUGACCAUGGAAUGCACGUUUCCAGUGAAUGGGAAAUUAAAGUUUAGAGAUUUAAGUGUCAGCUGGGAAAAGAAAGAUGAGUUAAAGAAGCAGGUUUACGUACUUCUCAAAGGCGAGGAAGACUUCAGAAAUCAGCACAGUGACUUUAAGGGAAGAAUAAAAUUGUUGAAAGAGAAUCUGAAACUGGGACGGUCUCUCCUUCAGAUCACUGAUGUGAAGCUCAGAGAUGCAGGGUUUUACCAAUGCAUUAUUGGCUAUGGGGGAGCCGACUACAAGACAAUCAAUCUGAAAGUUAAGGCUCCCUACAGGACUAUAACCCAAGGAGUGGUGAGCACAGGACACAACGAAUGGAAGUUGACAUGUCAGUCAGAAGGACACCCACAAGCUGAAGUGAUAUGGCAAAACAGAGAAUAUGAAGAUUUGACUGAUAAGGCAAACACGAGUUAUGAAACUGGAAGUGACCAGCUGUAUCGCGUGACGAGCACUCUUACCAUCAAAAGUAGAAUUGAUGAGAUUUUUUACUGUAUAUUCUGGAAUAAAGAGCUGCAAGAAAAUACAUCUGCUAUUUUACACAUAACAGAUUCAGCUGAUGCUGUUCUGUGGACUGAGAGCAGACGGUUUGUUGGGGCAUUUCUCAUUAUGACUGCUUUCUCUGGAUCAGUGCCUCUAUUUAUGCUCUGCAUAAGAAAAGCUAGAGUAAAUAAGGACCACAGAACACCUGUGGCUAAUUCAGCAACAGCAGAGCUGCCAAAAGACAAGGAUACACAUGACUACAGAGAUGCUUCUUUUGAAGGAAAAGAGUUAAAAUAUAUGCAAAUUGAGAAGACCUAAAGAAAGUAGGUGAAGAUCUCUUCCUCUGUGGUGAAAGUUUGACAGCUCAGAUGUCCUGUGUUCUGUCUAUUAAGGGGGAUAUUAAUUUUUUGGUUUUAUUCUGUAAUGGCAAUCUUCUUUUGUAUUAACUCAGUUAUUGUCAUGUAAAAAGUCCUUGGAGUUUCUGCUUUCUCAAGUUCAUGCACUUUUAGUUAAAAAUAUCUCUAAGGUAAAGCACUUUAUGUCUAUGAUCAUAAUGAAUUUAAUAUUUAGUUCUUGAAUAGGGCUGCUUCUGGUCUUUUUUGGUUUAUUUGUUUUGUUUUGGCUCCCUUCUUCCCUCACCUCCCCAACUUCCCAACAUGCUUUUUGAGGCCACAGUCUGGGUGUCGCUGAAGGUGAUCGCCAAUUUUUAUUUAUUCCUGGAGUGCAAGAAUGGCUUCGGAAAUAUAAGGGCAAUUUGUAGAAAAAGCAUUGACUUUCAGCAACACACAAAUGUAGUUUCAUAUCAUCACAUAAAUAAUUCCCCUUCCAGACAACCUCUUCAUUUUCUACUUCCUCUUUGAGACUGCAACAGCUACUUGCAUAUUAAAGUAAAAGUGAAAAGUCUGCUCCUUUUAAUUAUUAUCAGCCUUUGCAAGGCAGUGCUACUAGUGCAUGCUUAGUUUCAUGAAACAAAAGCUGAUGUCUUCACCAAGCUCCAUGGACAGCAGGAACUGUUACAUUUAUAUUUUCCCAGCAGGAGAAAAGGUAAGUUUCUAUUGACAGUGCUGUAUAUCAGAUGAGUAAAGUAAUGAAAUAAAGUAAUAUAAAUAUUUUUUUAAAUUCCAUAUCUGAACCUUACCAUCCACAAUGCCAGUGCUUGGAUUCCUGAGUGGUUGACAGGAAGCUCGAAAUUUUGCUACUCCAUUAGACAAGCAGGUUGUGUGGCGGAUAACAUGAUGUAAAAAGCUGUACUUUAUAUUUCUCUGAUAUGCAAACCAGAACUUGUCUGAUCUAGUUUUAGUAAUAUUACAAAUAAGGCUUUUAGAAUAAGCUAAAUCUCUGGGCUUCAUUUUUAUGAAUAUAGGGAGACAGGCUCAUAAGCUCUUCCUCCAUGAGUAAUUUACACAAUUACUCAUGUGCAUCAUUGCACGAGUGCCAUGAGUUGUUUUGCACAAUUAGUUUCCGCUUAUGACAGAGGGGGAAUACACACUAACUGAAAAUAUGACAUAUUUAGGUAAUGAGAACUAGGUAAAAGGAAAUCCUUUCUAUCCUAACAGAAGAAAUGUAGUUAAGCACCAUAUUUAUAAUAAGAUUUUUUCCAUCAGUUAACCAUUUUUAUAUGCUACUUUAGAGUUUCUGGGUAUCUGGAAAAUGAAAUCCAGCAGGAAACUAGAACAGACUCUGCUUCAGCAGGGUGCAUUUUGCUUCUUAAUGGCCACGCACUCUUAGAUGCCAGAAAGUACUCAGAAAAGUCUGGUUCAUGUGCACAGUCUAAACUGACUUACUGGUAUUUGAGUUCAGGACUCAUUUAUUUGAAAACUGUAGUUAUGAACCAGUCUGGUGGACUGUUUUGUGAUGUGAUAUUUAAUUUUGUAGAACAUGAAUGCUAUUACUAAAUAAAAUUACAUUAAAGAAUAAUAAGAAAUAUAGAAUCAUUGCUAUUGACCUGCAGGGCUUUUCAUGGAGCAGCCUGCAGGGUGCUUUUCCCUUUUGGCCAAAAGAGUAACUUCAGUGUUCUUGAUUGACAUGUACCAACAGUGCAUCAUCCAAGCACAGGCUAACCAGCAAAAUGGUUAACAGUGGAAUUACUGCUUUUGUGGAUGUUACCGGUGGGACUUCUGGUUUUGCAGCACCUUCUCCCCAGUUCUCUGUUUCCUUCUCUAUAUUUCUCUGGUCCUGCCAUCUAGAGGAUUGUCCCAGCGAGGUACCUGUCAGGAUUCAUGAGAUGCCCAAAGCAGGUCACUGACUCUUGGGUGGUUGCACUGAGCUUUUUGCCUCCAUGUCGUAUGGAGCAUAUGAAGAAAACCUACUGUAGCCAGAGCUGGCUCAGAAUGAUAAGAAGAUGGUGAUGGUGACUGUGAAGUAGCUUUGGGCUACUUUUUCUCUCAGGUGGGAAGUGAUCAAGGAACUCUUUAAUCUUCCUUCCAGAAGCCUCAAUACGUGCAGGGAAACUAGACACCUAGGUGCAGGGGAGGUAGAGAUUCCUCAACAAACAAGUAAGGAAGUUGAGGACAGCGUUAGGCAAAAAAAGGGCUAAUCAGAAGAGAAGAACAUAACAAUCAACAAAACAAGGCUUCCCGCAGGACUUUAUGCAGGUGGAGAGUCUCCCUUGGACACUGGUAUUCUGCAAAGGCAUUUGCUGGGAAUCACCAUGACUCCAUCUGGGACAUCCAUCUUUUACAAUGUCUCUAGUAGUGGGUUAUCUC
Messenger RNA from Strigops habroptila (Kakapo), 3745 nucleotides. Its product is annotated as programmed cell death 1 ligand 1-like. Gene Ontology annotation, biological process: cell surface receptor signaling pathway; negative regulation of T cell proliferation; positive regulation of T cell proliferation. The coding region runs from base 417 to 1358 and encodes 313 amino acids. The transcript has 10 exons. Gene Ontology annotation, cellular component: external side of plasma membrane. NCBI's taxonomy places the organism in Eukaryota, Metazoa, Chordata, Aves, Psittaciformes, Psittacidae. The record is from RefSeq and is a predicted model, not a curated record.